Molecule: messenger RNA, 1831 nt
Organism: Elephantulus edwardii (Cape elephant shrew)
Lineage: Eukaryota; Metazoa; Chordata; Mammalia; Macroscelidea; Macroscelididae
Gene: ANKRD13A
Product: ankyrin repeat domain 13A
Exons: 15
Coding region: 54-1826 (590 amino acids)
Cellular component (GO): cytoplasm
Molecular function (GO): protein binding
Source: RefSeq, a predicted model, not a curated record
CUGAGGGUUCUGGUGAGCAGAGGCGGCGAGGACCCGACUGCGGCCUUCUCACCAUGUCCUCGGGCCGCGAUGCCAGCGGCCACUACCCCCUCCAUCUCCUGGUUUGGAACAACGACUACCGGCAGCUGGACAAGGCGCUGCAGGACCAGAAUGUGGAGGCUCUGGAUCCACGAGGCCGGACUUUAUUGCACCUUGCAGUGUCUUUAGGGCAUUUGGAAUCUGUGCGAGUCUUGCUUCGACAUAAAGCAGAUGUUACAAAAGAAAAUAGCCAAGGAUGGACAGUUCUCCACGAGGCUGUGAGCACCGGGGACCCCGAGAUGGUGUACACAGUUCUGCAGCACCGAGACUACCACAACACAUCCAUGGCCCUUGAAGGUGUGCCUGAGCUGCUCCAAAAGAUUCUUGAGGCUCCAGAUUUUUAUGUGCAGAUGAAAUGGGAAUUCACCAGCUGGGUGCCUUUGGUUUCCAGGAUAUGCCCCAAUGAUGUCUGCCGCAUCUGGAAAAGUGGUGCCAAGCUGCGAGUCGAUAUCACAUUACUAGGAUUCGAAAACAUGAGCUGGAUAAGAGGGAGACGGAGUUUUAUAUUUAAGGGAGAAGACAACUGGGCAGAGUUGAUUGAAGUCAACCAUGAUGACAGAGUGGUGACCACUGAGCACUUUGACCUCUCCCAGGAGAUGGAGCGUCUCACUCUGGACCUGAUGAAACCCAAGAGCAGGGAAGUGGAGAGGCGGCUCACGAGCCCCGUCAUCAGCACCAGCCUUGACACUAAAAAUAUUGCUUUCGAAAGAACUAAAUCCGGAUUCUGGGGCUGGAGGACAGAUAAAGCAGAAGUUGUUAAUGGUUACGAAGCAAAGGUUUACACAGUAAACAAUGUGAGUGUGAUAACUAGAAUACGAACAGAACAUCUGACAGAGGAAGAGAAAAAGAGAUAUAAAGCAGACAGAAAUCCACUGGAGUCUCUUCUGGGAACUGUGGAACACCAGUUUGGCGCUCAAGGGGACCUCACCACAGAAUGUGCCACCGCUAACAACCCCACGGCCAUCACCCCAGAGGAGUACUUCAAUGAAGAGUUUGACCUGAAAGACAGGGACAUUGGAAGACCAAAAGAGAUGACGAUCAGAACACAAAAGUUUAAAGCGAUGCUGUGGAUGUGCGAGGACUUUCCCCUGUCCCUCGUGGAGCAGGUCAUCCCCAUCAUCGACCUGAUGGCCAGAACGAGCGCUCAUUUUGCCAGACUGAGAGAUUUCAUUAAACUGGAGUUUCCACCUGGAUUUCCUGUCAAAAUAGAAAUCCCCUUGUUUCAUGUCUUAAAUGCACGGAUUACAUUUGGAAAUGUUAAUGGCUGUAGCACUGCUGAAGAAACUUUACCCCAAAAUGUAGAGGGGACCCAGGAAAAUACAGCUUCCCACGUCACCAGCUUUGAGGUGGAUCAGUCUGUAUUUGAAAUACCGGAAUCGUAUCACAUUCAAGACAAUGGCAGGAACAUGCAUUUGCAAGAUGAAGACUAUGAGAUAAUGCAGUUCGCUAUCCAGCAGAGCUUGCUUGAGUCCAGCAGGAGCCAGGAAAUCUCAGGACCAGCUUCAAAUGGUGGGAUAAGCCAGACACAUGCCUAUGAUGCCCAGUACGAGAGGGCCAUCCAAGAGAGCCUCCUGUCCAGCUCAGAAGGCCUGUGCCCUGGUGCCCCAAGCGAGACCAGUCGUUUUGAUAGCGACCUGCAGCUGGCCAUGGAGCUGUCUGCCAAAGAGCUGGAGGAGCGUGAACUCAGGCUCCAGGAGGAGGAAGCGGAACUACAGCAAGUCUUACAGCUGUCACUCACUGAUAAAUAGACCUU